Callithrix jacchus (white-tufted-ear marmoset) is the source of this 6285-nucleotide messenger RNA. RefSeq names its product transmembrane protein 132D (gene TMEM132D). The record is from RefSeq and is a predicted model, not a curated record. NCBI's taxonomy places the organism in Eukaryota, Metazoa, Chordata, Mammalia, Primates, Cebidae.
GCUUUUUAAAAACAGACAAAUCUUUAAGGCGAAGGCCCGAGCCCGCUCCGGGCAGGGUAGCGAACGCCUGCGUUCUGGAUGCGGUCCCUGCGGCGCGGAGCCCCCGCGCAGGCUGGCAGGCGGCAGCGGCGGCUCUCGGCCGCGUCCCCUCGCCGGCGGGCCCUCCUCCGCGCACCUCUGGCCCGCCUCCCCCGGGCGCAGGGGGGAGCCCCGCGUCUCCGGAGCCGGCUGUGCGCUCGGCGCGCGUAGAGCCCCGCGAGCCCCAGCCGGGCCCGGGGCCGGGCGGGCCGAGGCGGCGGCCGGGAGCAGCCGCACCCGCCAAACUUUGGGUGCCGGAGCGCGCGCGCGUCCGAGCACCGAGGCGCGGCGGUCGGCCCGGGAUGGGGGCUGCGGGCCAGGGCGCCCCGGGCCGCCCCGCGCGCCCGGACACCCGCCCGGGGGGUUCCGCGCCGCCUCUGCCCGCGCCCCGGGCGCCGCAGCCCCGCCACCCCGGCGCCGCCCGCUAGCCAACCCCGGAGCCGCCAGAGCCCUGCGCUGGAAGCGCCCCUGCCUGGGCCUCCCGGGCCACUCUUCGCUCGGGUAAACAGGAAAGGAAUUACCCCUCGUGGAUUAAAAAAAUAUCCUGCUGGGGGCGAAGGAGGGAGGUGGGGUUUGCCUGCGCGCGUGGUGGACUCCGGAGAGCAACUCAGGAGCCCGCGCGCGGUCGUCGCCUCUCGGCCCGGCCAUGGACUGGCGGGAGGAGGGCGCAGGGCGCCCGGGAUGCUCUCGCCUCUAGCCGGGCGCUCCCUGGCCGUCGGCCCCGCUCCCAGCCUCUAGGGACUGAGACGGUCUCUUCUUCGCCUGGACGGUGCUGGGCAGCGGAGGAUCUGCGCUCCGGGUCUCAGGAUGUGCCCGUCUGAGAUGGGGACGCUGUGGCACCACUGGUCGCCUGUGCUCAUCAGCCUGGCCGCACUGUUCUCCAAAGUGACGGAAGGUCGCGGGAUCCUUGAGAGCAUCCAGAGGUUUUCCUUGCUGCCCACCUACCUCCCCGUGACCUACCACAUCAACAACGCCGACGUCUCCUUCUUCCUGAAGGAGGCCAACCAGGACAUCAUGAGGAACUCCAGCCUGCAGUCCCGGGUGGAGUCAUUUCUCAUCUACAAAUCCAAGAGGCUGCCUGUUCUAAAUGCCAGCUACGGGCCUUUCUCCAUCGAGCAGGUGGUACCCCAGGAUUUAAUGCUACCUUCCAACCCAUUUGGAUUCACCAACAAGUUUUCUCUUAACUGGAAACUGAAAGCCCACAUCCUGCAGGAUCAAGUCUACCUGAGCCGGCCCAAAGUGCAGGUUCUGUUCCACGUUGUGGGCAGGGACUGGGACGACCGCAGUGCCGGGGAGAAGCUGCCGUGCCUGAGGGUCUUUGCUUUCCGAGAGACCAGAGAGGUGCGGGGCAGCUGCCGGCUGCAGGGGGACCUGGGGCUGUGUGUGGCCGAGCUGGAGCUCCUGUCCAGCUGGUUCAGUGCCCCGACGGCGGUGGCCGGGAGGAGGAGGCCCGUGGACCAGCCGGAGGGGACCCCUGUGGAGCUCUACUACACCGUGCACCCAGGGGGUGAGAGAGGGGACUGUGUCAGGGAAGAGGCGAGGAAAAGCAAUGGGAUUCGGACAGGCCACAGUGACCUCGACGACUCCGGCCCCCCACUGCAGAGGAUUGGGAGCAUCUUCCUUUACCAGACUCACAGGAAACCUUCCCUGAGAGAGCUGCGCCUGGACAGCAGUGUGGCCAUCCACUACAUACCAAAGACGGUCAGGCAGGGAGACGUGCUGACGUUCCCUGUUUCCAUCUCCAGAAAUGCCACUGAAGAUCGCUUCACCUUGAGGGCGAAGGUGAAGAAAGGCGUGAACAUCAUUGGCGUGCGAGCCAGCAGCCCUUCCAUUUGGGAUGUCAAGGAGCGCACGGAUUAUACUGGGAAGUAUGCACCAGCUGUCAUCCUUUGUCAGAAGAAAUCGGCUGGCUUGGAAAACAGUGGGGAUGGCGCCUCCUAUGAGGUCAUGCAGAUCGACGUGGAGGUGGAAGAGCCCAGUGACCUGCCAGCCACACAGCUGGUCACCUGGCAGGUCGAGUACCCCGGAGAGAUCACGUCUGACUUGGGAGUGUCCAAGAUCUAUGUGAGCCCAAAGGACCUGAUUGGAGUGGUGCCGCUGGCCAUGGAGGCAGAGAUCCUGAACACAGCUAUCCUCACGGGGAAGACAGUGGCCGUCCCAGUGAAGGUGGUCUCUGUGGAGGAGGACGGCACAGUGACAGAGCUGCUGGAAUCUGUGGAGUGUAGAUCAUCUGAUGAAGACGUGAUUAAGGUCUCUGACAGAUGUGACUAUGUCUUUGUCAAUGGGAAGGAAAUGAAAGGCAAGGUGAAUGUGGUGGUGAACUUCACCUACCAGCACCUGAGCAGCCCCCUGGAGAUGACAGUGUGGGUGCCCCGGCUUCCGCUGCAGAUCGAGGUCUCCGACACCGAGCUCAAUCAGAUCAAGGGCUGGAGAGUACCCAUCGUCUCCAGCAGGAGGCCCACUGGGGACAGUGAGGAAGAGGAGGACGAUGAGAGGAGGGGCCGCGGCUGCACCCUGCAGUACCAGCACGCCAUGGUGCGGGUCCUCACGCAGUUCGUGGCUGAGGCGGCCAGCCCUGGGGGACACCUGGCCCACCUGCUGGGCUCCGACUGGCAAGUGGACAUCACAGAGCUGAUAAAUGACUUCGUGCAGGUGGAGGAGCCCAGGAUAGCCAGGCUGCAGGGUGGACAGAUCCUGAUGGGGCAGGAGCUUGGGAUGACCACCAUUCAGAUCCUGUCUCCUCUGUCAGACACCAUCCUGGCUGAAAAGACCAUCACUGUGCUGGACGAGAAGGUGACCAUCACGGACCUCGGGGUGCAGCUGGUGACGGGGCUGUCGCUGUCCUUGCAGCUCAGCCCAGGAAGCAACAGGGCCAUCUUUGCCACUGCGGUGGCUCAGGAACUUCUGCAGAGGCCCAAACAGGAAGCAGCCAUCAGUUGCUGGGUCCAGUUCAGUGAUGGCUCAGUCACACCCCUGGAUAUUUACGAUGGGAAAGACUUCUCCUUAAUGGCCACAUCCUUGGAUGAGAAGGUGGUCUCCAUCCACCAAGACCCCAAAUUCAAGUGGCCUGUAAUUGCUGCGGAAACGGAAGGACAAGGCGCCCUGGUGAAGGUGGAAAUGGUUAUCAGUGAAUCCUGCCAGAAAUCCAAGAGGAAGAGUGUGUUAGCUGUGGGAACAGCAAACAUCAAAGUUAAAUUUGGCCAAAACGAUGCUAACCCCAACACCAGCGACAGUAGACGCACAGGGCCAGGGGUUCACCUGGAAAACAAUGUCAGUGACAGACGGCCCAAAAAACCCCUGCAGGAAUGGGGGAGCCAAGAAGGACAGUCCUAUGGCAGUUCUUCCAUGGGGAUCAUGGAGGGACGGGGCACCACAACAGACAGGUCCCUCCUGCAGAAGAAGAAAGGCCGGGAAAGCCUUUUGGAUGGCGAGAGCCACUGGCAGACUGUCCCCAGCGACCUCACCAGCUUCCCAGCACAGGUGGACCUCCCCAGAAGCAACGGGGAGAUGGAUGGGAAUGACCUCAUGCAGGCGUCCAAAGGGCUGAGCGACCUAGAAAUUGGGAUGUAUGCUUUGUUGGGUGUCUUCUGUUUGGCCAUUUUGGUGUUCUUGAUAAAUUGCGUGACCUUUGCACUAAAAUACAGACACAAACAGGUUCCCUUCGAGGAGCAGGAAGGGAUGAGUCACUCCCAUGACUGGGUUGGGUUGAGCAACCAGACAGAGCUGCUGGAGAAUCGCAUCAACUUUGCCUCCUCGCAAGACGAGCAGAUCACUGCCGUUGACAGGGGCUUGGAUUUCGAGGAGAGUAAAUAUCUCCUCAGCACAAACUCCCAGAAGAGCAUCAACGGGCAGCUGUUCAAACCUUUGGGACCCAUCAUCAUCGAUGGGAAAGAUCAGAAAAGUGAGCCCCCGACCUCCCCUACCUCAAAAAGGAAAAGGGUGAAAUUCACCACCUUCACCGCCGUGUCAUCGGACGAUGAGUGCCCCACCAGGAACUCCGUAGUGAUGAGUAGCGAGGAUGACAUUAAGUGGGUCUGCCAGGACCUGGACCCCGGGGACUGCACUGAGCUGCACAACUACAUGGAAAGGUUCCAUGAAAAUGUGUAAGCCAGACACACACAGAUGUUGGUCCUCACUCACCUUUCAGCCUUUAAUUCCAGGAUGUGUAGCAAUGGUGCCCCCGGAGAGAAAUCAAACAGCAGGACAGGAGGAGGAUGGCACCGUCAGCAGAGCCUCAGCCAGCGACCUCGGCUCUGCAGGAGGCGUCGAGUCCGCAUCGACGCCCACAUUCCAGCCUACCUACGGCAUCUUGCUGAAGAGGUUAUCAUGCAUGGCAAGAUUUCUAAAACUGGAGUCAAACACAAGUUCUGAAUCCCUGAGCAUCUGAGAGUUUCCAGGAAAGAACAUCCUCUCUCUCUCUCUCUCUCUGUAAUCAAAACAAUUUGGAUGUUGUAAAAUCCACAUGGCUCCAGUGUUCAAUACUGCAGACUAUGGAAGAAAAACGCAACUCAGGUGGGGCAUCCGUGGGUCAGUGGGAGGGGGCGUGUCGUGGAAACCGGAGCGCACGUCUCGCUGUGCGCGCCAUCACAGGCAGUCCAGUGCCGCUGUCGGCCGUGGCAGGCAUGAUUGUGGGUCGCUGUCUCUCAAAGACUGGGCCAGAGCUGGCUCAGAUCAUGGACAGGCCAAGGCAGUGGCUGACAAGGACUGAAAGGGAGCAUGUGGGCCACUAGGCCACAAAUGCCUUUGUAACUACAUGCCAAGGAGAAACGCACGGACGCAAAUCCUCUGAGCCCUUCAGAGCACUUCUUUAUUUGUAAACUAAAGAUACUGGGCAUAGAAUCUGAAUCGGGCUCAGAGAAGCAGGCUCUUUCUAUUCAUAGCAAGUUCCCACGGUUCCAUUUGUACUCUUCCACUACAUCGCCACCCUCCCCAAAGCCGUUGGUCACGUGUGGGUGGGGGCGGGAGAGGGCAGUUUCUAGUAUUUGCUGAGUCUUUUUCAUCCCCCUGGGUUUUGUGGCAACUCCCAAGUGACAUUCUUUAGAGAAGACCCCCUCCAACCUGGGCAUAUGCCCCAUGCCGUCCAUCUGUGAAGAGGCUGGUCUCUGGGCAUGGGCAGUACGUAUGCACAGUGAAUUCCACACCAGGGGAUAUACGUUCCGUUGCUUUUCUAGAAAAAAAAGAGCCACUUGGGAUGGGUCUUUCACUGUUCCCAUCCAAGAAUGUGCCCUCGAGGCUGUUGAGACAAACCUGGGUGUCGGUGUGGAAUGCGCAGGGCAUGUGGAGUUGGGGGGUUCUGGGUGCGAAAGCAGUGGGUCCAGCACACACCCAGACAGCACAGAAGGCUUCUUCGCCUUGGAGGUGGGAAGGGGUGGGGGCCUCGGUGCGUGUGGUGGAGAUGCAGGUUUGCAAGUGAUUGGUCCAGCAGUCAGCCCCGAAAGGUUUAGCGUUGCUUAAGAUCAGCAUGACUCUGGAGAUCUCUGAAUCCCCUCACUUGCUGAGCCUGUGAAGGGAGACUCAGAGGAUUCCUGCCCCAUCUCACACUCACUCCAAGGUAGCGAACGGUGUGCUGGAUGAUUGCCAGCCAGCUAUGAUCCUUUGAAAUAUGGUCGGGGACAGGGAGUGGCAGGCAGAAGAGGCCGUGCUGUUUAAUCCAUCUUCCAUUUUUCCUUCUGUGUCAUUUUAUUUCUCUCUCUCUCUGCUCUUUAGAUGUUUUCCAGUCUCUCUGUGUGUGUCUCUGUAUCUCUCUCCCCCUCCGAACCUCUCUCCUUGCUUCCUUUCUGUUUCUGUAAUUCCAAGGGUGUCUUCAUUCCUUCUCCUCUCCACAGAAUGGAAUUCUCUUUAGAUCAUGUGUCAAUUUCACCUGUUUAUGCUUCCAGCCCUAGCCCUGUCCCCUGCAACUGUGGUGCUAUCCGUUUGCUCUUGAGACUGGGGUUUCUGCAGCCGGUACGUCACCUGCUCCUGUCCGCAAGUUUGCUUACCUUGUUUGGCUGGGUGAUUCAGCUGUCACCCCUUUGUGAUGGGACUCCCCUGCUUCCAGUAGCGUCCUCAUAUUUCUUUCCAUUCUUACCUGUGUCGCGUUCCGUUGAAUACUGCAGCCACUGCCCACUCCCAAAUCCACCUACGUGUAGAAUGUACUGUAGAUUGUAAGAAUGUAAUAUAUAUUUAUAAACUUACUGACUGUAAAUAUAAAGUUUGCAUUCAGUGGCU